CAAGCGAGUACUUCCAAUUAACCAUAUAAGGUCUCACUAAGCCCGCCAAAAAGGAAUUGGUUGUGCGCUCAUUUGGAAAACUAAGAGAAAUACCUACAAAAACACGUGAAACUGCUGAAUUUCCCAAAUGAAAUGGGUCCUCCACAGAAAUCCGAGAGAGAUGUUAGCAUCGACGAUGAGGAGGAAAUACUGGCGCUGGAAAAACUGCUGGGCGCAGCAGAAAACAAAAUUCCAAAAUCUGCAGAAUCAAAAAAAUCAAAGCCCGCCGCGCCUAUUUUGGGCCAUGCGUUGCCUAAACUACGAGAAGACAUCAGUUUUGCUAAUGCCCUGACCUUCGAGAAGAUCGUGAAACCCGCAAAGCAAGGGAAAAUUAAUAUUAGUAAGGAACCAGAGCUGGACUCCUCCGACGACGAGGAGGUAAAGAACUUCUUAGAACGCAAGUACAAUGAGUACGGAAGUGAUAUAAACAAGACUCUGAAGCAGCAGCGGGAGAACGCCUAUGAGUGCAAGGUGGCCAGAGAAGUGGAUAAGGAGCUUAAUAAGACUACCCAGGGGGUUACAUCCACGCCGCAACCCCUGAAAAAUCCGCACCAUCCCAUUAAACGCCAGUCGGCCGUGAGCAGCAGGUUUCAACGACCUUCGCCAGCCGCUGCCGCCGUGGCAUCCGCAUGCCAGCCAAAUGCUCCCGUUUCUGCUGUAUACACAGAUCCAGUCUUUGGACUGCGCAUGAUCAAUCCGCUAGUCUCCAGCUCACUGCUGCAGGAGCGUAUGGCGGGCAGGAAACCUGUGCCCUUCUCCGGCGUUGCGUAUCACAUCGAGCGGGGUGAUUUGGCCAAAGAUUGGGUCAUUGCUGGCGCUCUGGUUUCCAAAAAUCCUGUAAAGAACACCAAGAAGGGUGAUCCCUACUCCACCUGGAAACUAUCGGAUCUGCGGGGAGAGGUUAAAACGAUCUCACUUUUCCUUUUUAAGGAGGCCCACAAAUCCCUGUGGAAAACAGCUGAGGGCCUGUGCUUGGCUGUCUUGAAUCCAACUAUUUUCGAGAGGAGAGCGGGUAGCUCCGAUGUGGCCUGCCUAUCCAUCGAUAGCUCCCAGAAAGUCAUGAUUCUGGGUCAGUCCAAGGAUUUGGGAACAUGUCGUGCAACCAAGAAAAGUGGAGACAGGUGCACUUCGGUUGUUAAUUUAACCGACUGUGAUUAUUGCAUUUUCCAUGUGAAGCAGGAAUACGGCAAGAUGUCCCGACGUUCGGAACUGCAAUCGGCGACCGCAGGUCGUGGGAUCAAUGAGCUGAGGAACAAAGUUUUAGGCAAAAACGAGGUAUUUUAUGGCGGUCAAACCUUUACUGCAGUUCCCGCAAAAAAAAGUGCUAAGUUAAUCGCCAAGGAACGCGAUCGUCUGAGUAUGCUGGCUGGCUAUGAUGUUUCCCCUUUCGCCCAUACCGCUAAUCACGCUUCAAAGCCCAAAACAGCCGAAUCCAUUAAAAUACCAUAUGCGGACCGUGGCGGUCCUGUUUCCCGUUUAGCUGGUGGAGUGGAAGCGUCUAGGAAACAAAGAGUCCAAGAUCUAGAGCGGUUGCGUCUGCUUAAGGAGGAAAAUGAGCGCUUUAAAAAUGAAGAGCAGGCUGACGGCCAUGUCUUGGGAAGUGGUAAAAAAAAAGAAUAUGAAGGAGCCACGCCCGAUGUCAGCAUGCCCACUACACCUGUUCCAGAAAAAUUCAAAAACCGCGGCUUCUCCUUUGAUGCUAGUUUAACGCCCAAGCUUUCCGGUAGCGAAAACUUUUUCUUUGAAAUCAAUGUAGGAUCUAGCCAGGCGAAAAAUGCCAAGCUGAAAGCAGCCGCCUUGCUGAAGAAAAAGCCACUGGAGAAAAUCAAUCCCAACUCCACACGAGGUAGUGAGAGUGGUAAGAGAAGAGCCAUCGAUGAACUCAACGAGAAGUUCUCCAGCAGUGCCAAGCGCAAAAAAAUGGAAGAGGACGAUAGAGAGAUGAUGCGCAAAUCGAGAAUCGAGAAAAUUAUGGCGGCCACCUCAUCGCAUUCGAAUCUCGUGGAGAUCCGAGAGCGCGAAGCGCAGGAGGAGUACUUCAACAAGCUUGAACGCAAGGAAGCGAUGGAAGAAAAGAUGCUGGGAACUUACAAGAUGCCAUGCAAGGCGGUCAUCUGUCAGGUGUGCAAGUACACAGCCUUUUCCGCUUCUGAUCGUUGCAAGGAGCAGAAGCACCCCUUGAAGGUGGUCGAUGCUGAAAAGCGAUUCUUCCAGUGCAAAGACUGCGGAAAUCGGACAACCACCGUAUUCAAGUUGCCCAAACAGAGCUGUAAGAAUUGCAAGGGGUCGCGAUGGGAAAGGACGGCCAUGAUACGGGAGAAAAAGGUACUGACUGGUAGGGAAACUCUAUCCGUGAGAGGAGACGAGGAAACCUUUAUGGGAAGCCUUGCCGGUAGUGCUAAUCUCAACCUGCUGGUACCUGAUGAUGAGUGAAGCCCGAGUUUUUCGCUAUCGGUAAUAUUUGCUUUAUUUUAUUACUAUUUCAAUUAAUGUUUAAAAUUUAAAUAACAUACAUAUGUAGUACAUACAUGUAUUUACAGUCCUCUUGUUUAUCGCUUUUUGACUUAUAAAAAGGAUUUGUCAUCGAUAAAUAAGUAUAGUGGUUCGAAUGUGAGAUGGUUCGUGCUGGAUUUAAGAUGUACCAGGUGUGCUCACUGAUUUUUAAUAAAUGUUAAUCUUAUAAUUGUAUAGCUUAUAAGGUAAAUAAAUUGAAACUUAUAUUA
Molecule: messenger RNA, 2762 nt
Organism: Drosophila teissieri
Lineage: Eukaryota; Metazoa; Arthropoda; Insecta; Diptera; Drosophilidae
Gene: Mcm10
Product: protein MCM10 homolog
Exons: 2
Coding region: 133-2472 (779 amino acids)
Biological process (GO): DNA replication; DNA replication initiation
Cellular component (GO): nucleus; replication fork protection complex
Molecular function (GO): DNA replication origin binding; single-stranded DNA binding
Source: RefSeq, a predicted model, not a curated record